CAUCUACAUAAACUAGACUUCGUAAAACUCGGCUCCUCAAUUCUUAUUUUUCAUCUAGUUCUCUCAUCUGAAAAGUAAAGAAAGCUCAAAUCAGUGGAAAAGCAAUGGGUUUAGAUAAGAUCAAGGUCGCCAAUCCCAUCGUUGAGAUGGACGGAGAUGAAAUGACCAGAGUUAUUUGGAAAUCAAUCAAGGAUAAGCUCAUCUUGCCGUUUGUGGAGUUGGACAUAAAGUACUUUGACCUUGGGCUUCCAUGUCGGGAUGCUACCGAAGACAAAGUUACAAUUGAAAGUGCAGAAGCUACUCUCAAGUACAAUGUUGCCAUCAAGUGUGCUACAAUCACUCCAGAUGAAGCUCGUGUUAAGGAGUUUAACUUGAAGCAGAUGUGGAAGAGCCCUAAUGGGACUAUUAGGAACAUUUUGAAUGGCACUGUCUUUAGAGAGCCAAUUAUUUGCAAAAAUGUCCCUCGACUGGUCCCAGGUUGGACAAAGCCUAUAUGCAUUGGAAGGCAUGCCUUUGGUGAUCAAUAUCGAGCUACUGACGCUGUCAUUAAAGGAGCUGGGAAACUUAAACUUGUUUUUGUUCCAGAGGGACAGGGUGAGACGACAGAGUAUGAAGUUUUCAACUUCACCGGUGAGGGAGGAGUUUCACUUGCUAUGUAUAACACAGAUGAGUCCAUUCGUGCUUUUGCUGAGGCUUCCAUGAACACUGCUUAUCAGAAGAAGUGGCCUCUUUAUCUAAGUACCAAGAAUACUAUCCUUAAGAAGUAUGAUGGAAGAUUUAAGGAUAUCUUUCAAGAGGUUUAUGAAGCGAACUGGAAAUCAAAAUAUGAGGCUGCUGGGAUAUGGUAUGAACACCGUCUCAUUGAUGAUAUGGUGGCAUAUGCCCUAAAGAGUGAAGGUGGUUAUGUGUGGGCAUGCAAGAACUAUGAUGGUGAUGUCCAGAGUGAUUUCUUAGCCCAAGGGUUUGGAUCUCUUGGAUUGAUGACAUCUGUGCUGGUUUGCCCAGAUGGGAAGACAAUAGAAGCAGAAGCUGCUCAUGGUACUGUUACGCGACAUUACAGAGUUCACCAGAAAGGUGGUGAAACCAGCACAAACAGCAUAGCAUCUAUCUUUGCCUGGACUCGUGGACUUGCACACAGGGCAAAAUUGGAUGACAAUCCUAAACUAUUGGAUUUCACUGAGAAACUGGAGGCAGCUUGUAUUGGAACUGUGGAAUCCGGAAAGAUGACCAAAGAUCUUGCACUUAUUAUUCACGGCUCUAAGCUUUCUAGGGACCAUUACCUGAAUACUGAGGAGUUCCUUGAUGCUGUUGCAGCAGAUCUGAAAGCAAGACUCUCUGUUUAAGCAUAGUUCUGAACAUGGUCGGAAAUAGCAAGGGGAUGGAGGGUUACGGUUGAUGGUUUUGCUGGGAAUUAAUAUAUAAUAAAAGCGUUAGUGUGGGAGCGCGAAUGAGGUGAGAGUGGUGGGUAGGGGAUGUUGACGAUUUAAGCAACCAUUUGUUCAGAUGCAAAAAGCGCAGUCUCACUUGAUUUAUGUCUUUUGAUUAUUAAUGCAACAUUUAUUCAAUGGAUUUGGAGUUUGAUUAAAUUUUCCAUUCGUACACUACAGCUUUUACUCGUAUUGCAUGGUAUGAUGCAGCAAAUAAAUGAAUAGAUAUUUGGAAAA
Hibiscus syriacus is the source of this 1664-nucleotide messenger RNA. Its product is annotated as isocitrate dehydrogenase [NADP]-like. The coding region runs from base 105 to 1343 and encodes 412 amino acids. Gene Ontology annotation, cellular component: mitochondrion. Gene Ontology annotation, molecular function: isocitrate dehydrogenase (NADP+) activity; magnesium ion binding; NAD binding. The transcript is spliced from 16 exons. Gene Ontology annotation, biological process: isocitrate metabolic process. NCBI's taxonomy places the organism in Eukaryota, Viridiplantae, Streptophyta, Magnoliopsida, Malvales, Malvaceae. The record is from RefSeq and is a predicted model, not a curated record.